CAGCAGAGGGCAGUGUGCUCCACUCCUGUGUCCGGAAACGUUAGAAGAAGAAGAGAAUAACAAACACAAGCGCAGACGCGAAUUAUAUUGCUUUGAUUUGAUUAACUUCGUGCAAGAUGGCAACCACGAUCAGCACUCAAAGAGGACAGGUAUACAUCGGAGAACUUCCGACGGACUUCCUGAGGAUCACGCCGACGGUCCAGCAGCAGCAGGUGCAGAUGGACGCUCAUACGGCGCAGCAGCUGCAGUACGGCGGCAGCCUCAACUCCAUGGGCCGGAUCAGCAUCACGGUCGUGCAGGCAAAGUUGGCUAAGAACUACGGCAUGACGCGGAUGGACCCAUACUGCAGAAUUCGGCUCGGCUACACUGUGUACGAAACACCUACGGCACACAACGGCGCCAAAAACCCGCGCUGGAACAAAGUGAUCCAGUGUCCACUGCCCCCUGCAGUCGACUCCUUCUACCUCGAAAUCUUUGACGAGAGGGCGUUUUCCAUGGACGAUCGCAUCGCCUGGACUCACGUGACCAUCCCAGAGAGUCUGAGGGAAGGCAGUGUGGUGGACGAGUGGUACAGCCUGAGUGGAAGACAAGGAGACGAUAAGGAAGGAAUGAUUAACCUUGUCAUGUCUUACUCUUCAGUGCCAGCGGGAAUGAUCAUGCCACCUCAGCCUGUGGUCCUGAUGCCCACCGUGUACCAGCAGGGUGUGGGAUACGUGCCCAUUGCAGGUGUCCCAGGCGUCUAUAACCAGGGUGUGAUGCCCAUGGGGAUGCCCAUCAGCGCCCCUCACAGUGCCCCGUACAGUGAGGAGGACCUGCGGGCCCUGAGCGACAUGUUUCCUAACCUGGAUAAGGAAGUGAUCCGCAGUGUGAUGGAGGCGCAGCAGGGGAACAAGGACGCUGCCAUUAAUUCUCUGUUGCAGAUGGCCGAGGAGGUCUGAUUGUGCUGGAAACGCACACACAAGGCCACUGAAACCAUUCUCCAACAACAGAAUUAUGUUUUUUUUCUCCUCCUCCCUGUCCAUCAAGUCAGAAAUAAACACACAGCAUCACUGGAUGUUAUGUUUCAAUUGCUGCGCUCACUGAUGGCUUUGUCCUCCCCCAUGAAGAUAAUCAUGUUUUGGUUUCAUUCUUGUUUUUGUGGCUUUUUUUUUUUUUUUUUUUUUUUUUACAUAGUCUGGCUGCAGCCACUCGUCUCCACUCAGAGCUCUCUGUCUCAGAUAAUGAAUAUAUUUAAUGUGUUGUAUUAUAUUCUGAAGAUAAAUGAAAUGCGUUAAGAGCAGGUCUAAUAAUAAUAAUGGCAGAUUUGAAAAUAUCAUCCAGGUUGCUAAACCUUGAACGAUAUUUUACACACUUUGGCUAACACACUGUAACUCUGCCUUGGGUUUGGAUGCACAGCCUCUCGGGUCUGAGUCUUUAAUUAAUUGUCAGUAUAAUAACACUCUAAGAGUCACAGUGGGCCUCUGAGAAUCCUAGAAAAUGAUCCAUGACUGAGUUUAUUAUCAUUUAGCUUAAUGCCAUGCUGCGAUAAACUGAAUCUGUUUCCUAAUCUAUACAGCCAAGCAUAAUAAAUUGUAAUAAUUUCUCUAAAUUUGGUAUGAACCUGUUCAGCUAUGGGUGAAAUGGACCAUUAGAUCUAAAUUGAUCUGAUUCUGAAUCAGAGUCACUGAGAGCAGUCGAUUCCUCACACUUCAUCACUGCGUCAAGAUUAACCUUCAAUGCCAAAGGUUUUGUUCAUAUAGCUGAUUUCUCUGAUGGGUUUUUACAGUUUUCUAAUCUUAAAUACAGUUUAAUGUUAAAUGCUUAGACCUUUUAAUUCAAGUUUAAGAAGAGAGCAAAAACUUUGCAUUCCCUGUGGUAAAUAUUAAAACUUUAUUCCUGUAUCUUUAGAGUUUGGGCACAACAACAACAACAAAAAAAAAACAAUGAAAGAAAAGUGUAAAAGACCCUGUUGGUUUCCAGAUAUCUGCAGGCAGUGUUGUCAAUAGAAAUGUUAAGAAGAAUUCGGACACAAGAUUUCAAAUCCAAGUCUUUAUAAAUAAAUGAGUUCCUGUUUUUUUUUGUUUGUUUUUUUAAACAAACUUUUGCACUCAGGUGUAUAUUUUUAUUUAUUCAUUUCACAAAAAAACGAAUGCUAAAAUGCACUGGUUGUAAAUAUAAGAAACACAUUACCCAUAAUUCCAUACUCAUGCACAAUGCCAAAGGUUUUGUUUUGAACAGACAAAGUUAUCGAAGGUAUAUUUGCGAGGUCAGCAUUAUUUCUCUGUGUUCAUGUUAAAUUGUUUUUGGUGGUUGUUUUUUUUUUUUUUUCGUCUUUUGUUUUCCGUACAGCAGAUGUUGCCAUAUUCCAUGAAAGUCUGGACGUUCUCAUGUAAGAGCGAGAGAUCAGAUUCGGUAUGUGUGUCUAAAAUUCCUCUAAGCCAUUCUCGAACCCUUUGCCGUUGUUGGCCUUCCGAAUGCAAAACCGAAUGCAAGUCUCAUGUCUCGUGUUCUACAUAUCAAAGUGCACGUGAAGAUCAACCACUGAUUUUCUUACAGAAAAUCCAAGAUUUUCAUUGAAUCAUUGACGUUUAAUUUCGACACGCUUAAUCGUUUCUUGAUGCGGUCUAAGCUGUAAACUCACAACGUUCUUAGAUCAAUAAAAUGCUUUAGUGCAGCUUGUUGUUGUCGUCGUUGUUUGAAAUCAAACGCUAAGCUUUUUGCUUUGAAAUCUGCAGUAAAAAAAAUGAUAACCAGUGUAUUUAUUAGUCCUGUAGUGAGGAUGUUUAAAUUUCUACGUUAUGAUUAUUCCGCUCAUGCAAGAGCAGUGAUGUUGGCACUUUACUUUCUGAAAAUAUGUUUGAUUUUUUUUUGUUGAACAGUAUACACAAGAAUGACAAUAAAAUGAAAAGAAUAUUCUGA
This is a messenger RNA of Hemibagrus wyckioides, 2898 nucleotides long. It is a transcript of the gene tollip, whose product is annotated as toll interacting protein. Gene Ontology annotation, molecular function: ubiquitin conjugating enzyme binding; ubiquitin binding. Gene Ontology annotation, cellular component: cytoplasm. The transcript is spliced from 6 exons. The record is from RefSeq and is a predicted model, not a curated record. NCBI's taxonomy places the organism in Eukaryota, Metazoa, Chordata, Actinopteri, Siluriformes, Bagridae. Gene Ontology annotation, biological process: ubiquitin-dependent protein catabolic process. Bases 117 to 938 code for a protein of 273 amino acids.